UGUCAUUAAGUGUCUGAUCCUGGCAUUAAACAGCAGCAGCAGCACUAGAAAGUUGGUCACUUAGAACCAACCCUAUCAUUAGGAGAUAGUGGAUGGUCUCUUGUUCCCUGCUCCUUUUCUUUUCUUUUUUUUAUUUGAGGAAAUCACAAACGUCCCAGAGAAAAACAAAACAAAGCAAAGAUCUCCGUAGUCAACAAGUUCACAAAUCCGAAGAUUUUCGUCUCCAUAUCUCAUUUACAUUCGCUCUGUUUCGUUCUGUUAUAGUUUUUUUCCUUUUCUUUUGGGUUUGCCGCCCUGCUUCAUUUUGCGACAAUCACCUGUUGUGACAGUAUAUAAAACAAUGGAGACAUCGCGUGAGCAAUAUGUUGAUAGAGAUGAAUGGCCACUGCCUGAUUCCACAGCAGCAACCGGAAUUAUAAUAACUACCGUGUCAUUUUUAUUUUUCCAAAUUGCAGCUUUCAUUGUGGACCGCUGCUUAAAGACAUCAUCAUCUUUUCUUAACAACCCAAAACUGCACUGGCGAUGGAAAAAUGUGUUUAUUUCGUUGACCCACGCCGCUAUCGUUUCUGUUUGCUGUUUAAUAUGUUUCUGUUUAACUCCAAAGCUUACAGCAGAUAUGAUCUCAACACACACCCCUUUAUCGCAUGGCACAGUGGCAUUAUCUGCAGGUUACUUCCUCCAUGAUAUUGUAGAUAUGGUCGUAAAUGACUGGUCCCGAAAAUCUUUAGAGCUUUUAAUCCAUCAUGUUGUGAUUCUAAUUGCUUUCUCAUUCCCUGUUCUAACAUACAAAAGCGUCGGCUACAUGCUUGUGGCGCUUCUAGUUGAGAUCAACUCCAUCUUUCUUCACUUCCGCCAGUUACUGACGAUACAUAAAGUUGAUAAGAAAUCAUCAUUAUACAGACUUACCAGCCUUCUUAAUUUAGGUACGUUCAUCAUAUUCCGUAUCGCAGCGCUGUGCUGGAUGACUCGGUGGAUUGUCAUCAACAAAGCCCAAGUGCCAUUCUUCUUUUAUGUACUUGCAAACAUCGGCCUAACCACAACCACCGUGAUGAACAUUAUCCUCUUCUAUCGUUGUCUCAAAAGUGAUUUUAUUUGCCAUGCCAAUACAUCCACCACAAAUGUGAAGCUCGAAUAGAGAUGCAGCUUCUUGCACAAAAAUGAUGAUAUAUUGUUGUUGCUAACAUUAUCAUCAUCAUCAUCAUCAUCAUCAUUAUUAUUAUUAUUAUUCCACCAAGGCCGAUUUUGCCUUUCAUCCUUUCGGGGUCGAUAAAAUAAGUACCAGUCGAGCACUGGGGGCAAUGUAAUCGACUUAGCUCCUCCCCUGAAAUUGCUGGCCUUGUGCCAAAAUUUGAAACCAAUAUCAUCAUCAUCAUAACCUUUAUUAUUAUUAUUAUUAUUAUUAUUAUUAUCUGCAAUUUGGCAGAAUUGUUACUGCACCAGAAAAAAAAAGAAACUUGCUUAACACUCUGAUUUCAAACCCUGCCAACAUCAGUUUGCCUUUUACCCUUUCAGGGUCUAUGAAAUAAGUAAUAGUUGAGCACCAGGCCCUGUCUAAUUGACUUACUUCUCCCCUCAAAAUUACAGGCCUUGUGUCAAAGUUAGAAAGAAUUAUUAUUACCCUUCAGGGCUGAUAAAAUAAGGUACCAGUCAUAUACUGGGGUUCGUGGUAUCAACUAUUCCUUCCAUUCCUGAAAAUUGCCGGUAUUGUACCGAAAUAAGAAACCUUUAUCAUUAUUAUUAAGUUGGUAGAAUCAUUGGUAACAAGCUGGUAGAAUCAUUAGCAAGUUCGACAAAAUGCUUCGUUGGCGUUUCUUCUGACUCUUUAUGUUCUGGGUUCCAAUUCCACCGAGAUCAACAUUGUCUUUCAUCCUUUUAGGGUCAUUGUAAUCAACUUGCCUGCAGCUCAACAUUUCUGGCCUCAUGCAAAAAUUAGAAAAAAUUACUAUUAUUAUUUUUAUUAUUAUUAUUAUUAUUAUUAGGCAAUGAGCUGGCACAAUCGUUAGCAUGUCGGCCGAAAUGCUUAGCGGUAUUUCGUCUGCCGCUACGUUCUGAGUUCAAUUUCCACCAAGGUCGACUUUGCCUUUCAUCCUUUCGGGGUUGAUAAAUUAAGUACCAUUUACGCACUGGGGUCGAUGUAAUCAACUUAAUCCCAUUAUUUGUCCCCUCUAUGUUUAGCCCCCUGUGGGCAAUAAAAAAUAAAUUAUUAUUAUUAUUAUUAUUAUUAUUAUUAUUAAGGCAGUGGGCUAGCAGAAUAGUUAUCAGGCCAGGUGAAAUGCUUAGUGGUAUUUCAUCUGUCUUUAUGUUCUGAGUUCAAAUUCUACCGAGGUCAACUUUGUCUUUCAUCCUUUCAGGAUGAAACUAAUUACCAGUGUAAUCGACUAGGCCCCUCCCCACCCCCAAAUUUCUGGCCUUGUGCCUUUAGUAGAAAGGAUUAUUGUUAUUAUUAUUAUUAUUAUCAUUAUUAUUAUUUUCAAAUUCUUUGCUUUUCAUCUUUUUGGGAUCAAUAAAAUAAGUACCAACUGA
Molecule: messenger RNA, 2523 nt
Organism: Octopus bimaculoides (California two-spot octopus)
Lineage: Eukaryota; Metazoa; Mollusca; Cephalopoda; Octopoda; Octopodidae
Product: TLC domain-containing protein 2
Biological process (GO): plasma membrane organization; phospholipid homeostasis; regulation of membrane lipid distribution
Cellular component (GO): plasma membrane
Source: RefSeq, a predicted model, not a curated record